AUUAUAGUAUUAUGUUUUGGUCUUUUCAAUGGCUUAAUCGACGCUGCAAAAUUGAAGAAGUUUGAAGAAUCAGCAAAUGCAAUGUCUCUUGAUUUUCUCAAAAUUUUACUGGAAACCCAAACUGGUAAUUUUAUUUCUUCACCAUUUAGUGUUUCUCAAUUGUUAAUGAUUCUUUCAACUGGAUCACGAGGUGGAACAAAACAUCAAUUUGAAAAAGUUUUACAUAUUAAACCAGCAGAUACCUUCGAACAUGGCAGCCUUGAUUUUACAUCGAAGUGGGAUAAAAACAUUUUAAGCAUGGCAAAUAAAAUAUACAUAAAUGAUCGCUAUACAAUACGUAAACAAUUCAUUGAUAAUACUUUAUUCAGCAAAAAAGGUGAAUCAAUGGGUUGA
Messenger RNA from Aphidius gifuensis, 393 nucleotides. Its product is annotated as serpin B5-like. Lineage: Eukaryota; Metazoa; Arthropoda; Insecta; Hymenoptera; Braconidae. Bases 82 to 393 code for a protein of 103 amino acids. The transcript has 4 exons. The record is from RefSeq and is a predicted model, not a curated record.